Mobula hypostoma (lesser devil ray) is the source of this 2504-nucleotide messenger RNA. RefSeq names its product gap junction protein alpha 1b (gene gja1b). The transcript has 2 exons. NCBI's taxonomy places the organism in Eukaryota, Metazoa, Chordata, Chondrichthyes, Myliobatiformes, Myliobatidae. Gene Ontology annotation, biological process: heart development; cell-cell signaling; cell communication by electrical coupling. The coding region runs from base 216 to 1364 and encodes 382 amino acids. Gene Ontology annotation, cellular component: connexin complex. Gene Ontology annotation, molecular function: gap junction channel activity. The record is from RefSeq and is a predicted model, not a curated record.
CGUGACGUCAUUGUCAGAUGACUCAAAACUUUCUUUUGAGCUAAAAGGGCUUUAAAUCGCCCAGCACUCAUUGUUCGUGCUGGAGAAAAGAUCCUUCUUCACCUAGAAGUAGACCAACAGUCAACUAUCUGACUAUUUUUGUUCUGUUUAAAUUAAUCCGCCUGAGUCAUCGCACAGAACUUCUCCCGAGACUUUGGUGACAAAUCUAAAGCAAGAUGGGUGACUGGAGUGCACUUGGAAAACUAUUGGAUAAAGCACAGUCGCAUUUGACUCCAGGAGGUAAAAUAUGGCUCACGGUACUCUUCAUCUUCCGCCUCCUGGUGCUGGGCACCGCGGUGGAAUCUGCCUGGAGUGAUGAGCAAUCUGCGUUCAAAUGCAACACAUUGCAACCAGGUUGCGACAACGUUUGCUAUGACAAAUCCUUUCCUAUAUCCCACAUUCGACUCUGGGUCCUCCAGAUUAUUUUUGUAUCAACGCCCACUUUGGUCUAUUUGGCCCAUGUGUUCCUCAUCUCUCAUAAAGAGAAAAAAAUAACUAAGAAGGAAAAACAAUUAAAGGCACUCCAAGAAGAAGGUGAAGAUGUUGGCCUGCCCUUGAAGCAAUUAGAACUAAAGAAAAUUAAGUAUGGCGUGGAGGAACAGGGCAAAAUUAAAAUUAAAGGAUCUCUCUUGCACACUUAUGCUGUCAGUAUAAUCUUUAAAGUCAUUUUUGAAAUCACUUUUAUAUUAAUUCAGUGGUGCAUUUAUGGUUUCAAAUUCAUGCUGGAUGCUAUUUACACCUGUGAGAGGUACCCAUGCCCACACAAAGUAGACUGCUUCCUGUCACGACCUACAGAGAAGACGAUUUUUAUCAUAUUUAUGUUGGUGGUAUCUGUUAUCUCAGCAAUGCUGAAUAUAGCAGAGCUCUUCUACAUCGUCUUCAAAAAUUUAGCUGAUCGUGUCAAGCAGAAUAGUCACUUAUUUCAGGGCACUCAAAAAAUGGGCUUGAAUCCUCUCAAAGACUCUGCCUCAUCAAAGUAUGCCUACUACAAUGGGUGCUCCCCGCCAUCUGCUCCCAUGUCCCCUCCUGGAUACAAGCUUGCUACCGGGGACAGGAACAUGUCCUCCUGCAGAAACUACAACAAGCAAGCAAAUGAACAGAACUGGGCAAAUUAUAGCACAGAGCAGAACCGGAUUGGCCAGGCUGGUAGCACCAUUUCCAACUGCCAUGCACAGGCAUUUGACUACCAAGGUGAACAUCCAGCCAUGCAAAAGCUAUCAUCUGUGACGGAGUUGCAACCAGUGGGGCUCACGGAACAGAGGCCUCCCAGUAGAACCAGCAGUAGAGGGAGCAGUAGGCCUCGACCAGAUGACCUCGAGGUCUAACCCAGCCUAUUAUUUCAGACACUGCCUCAUUUCUACAGUCUUGAGUAGAUACACUUUUUUUUGGUUCUGGAUAUGCUUCCAGAUGUUGGUACCUAGUAGUUUUGAGGUGUACACAAUAUCAACUAACAGUUCAGUGGUAUUACCUUUUUAAGUAGGACCACACUAAAGCACAACAGAAAUCAUGCAUUUGAGGACAUUCACUCCUGUAAAAUCAUUUAACAAAAGCCCCGCUGAAAAUGUUAAAGAAAUUCUUAAAAUGAAGAAACUUAACCGAUGUUAUGCAAUUUCUUGCCAUACUCUUGCAUAUCGCCAAAGUAUUCCUUUAUUAAAGAAUUUGACUUUGCAUCAGUGAUUUAAGCCCAGUAAUAAUAUUCCAAGAUACGACCCUGCACAAUGAUGUUUUUCUCCAUUCUGGUUGAAGUAAUUCCUUUGCAGCACCAGUAAGACUCUAAAUUCCAUUCUCAGUAUCAAAAUAAUUUGGAAUAAAAAAAAUUACAUUGCAGAGUUUACAGAAAUUGAUGAUUUGUUCAUAUGUAUCAGAUUCCUUGCUCUGCACUUGAAAUUAUUUAUCCAUUGUAUAAUUUCAUAUUUCUUGACUAAUGAAUAUUUGGUAUUUUUUAUCGCAAGUUUGUGUCAAAUUGAUUUAGCAGUACUAUGUUCAUGACUGACAUUGUUCAUUAAAUAAAGACUUUCAUUGAAUAAAGAAUAAUUUCAUAUAAUUGAUCUUUAAACUAAUUGGGAGAACUUUAAAAGACACAAGAUGUUUGUACAAUUAGUAUUACACAUAUUAAAAUGUAUAUUGGCACAGAUUUAUAAUCUAAUAGUCAAACUAUUAACUUUUUAUUCAUCCAAUCUUACUUCAGGCAGAAUGAGUGGACAGCAAAAAUGGAAAAAAAAGUUGGGAUUGGGUGUUUCAGAAAAAGUCUAUGGUGAUAUAUUCCCAAGGGGCCUAAUUGGUGUUUGUUUCUUUAAGUAUCUGUGCAAAUAUGGUAGGGCUAAUUUUGUUGUUUUAAUUGUGUAAUAUGAGUUAUCCAUGGAAUGGACCAUGGCUUGUUUGAGAACGAUAAGAAUGAUUGUGAGUUUUAUGUUAAGCAAUAGCAACUUGAUCCUUUGUGUGAAUGAAAUUUUAAAACUAUUUAA